AUGACAAGCAGUUCGACAUUCACUGAAAAAAAUGUUACAACCAUACCCUCAGAUACAAUUCGCAAUGAUAUAACACACCAAGAUGAGAAACACCAAAAAAGUACAACGAGAAUAGAAAAGAAAAAAGAGAAAAAAAACACUGCAUUUGAUCUACUUGAUGUAACAAAAUCACUAGGUUACCAGAUUCAUAGGAAAUCAGGUAGAAAUUCAUGGUCAAAAGAUGAUGAUAAAAAAUUGAAAAAAUUAAUCAAUGAUACUUUAAUUAAUAUGAACUAUAAUAAUGGUAUUGAUGACAUCAAAACUAUCCAGCAAUCAAUGUCUAUUACGAAAGAAAUACCAUGGGAUUUAUUAGCUACUGAAUUUAAUGCAACAACAAAUGAUAAUCACAAUAAAAAAGUUACGAACAAACGAACAGCAAAAGAUUUAAGGAAAAGAUGGUCUGGUUCAUUAGAUCCAAAUUUGAAAAAGGGUAAAUGGACACCUGAGGAAGAUGAACUAUUAAUCAAAGCUUAUUCAAAACACGGAUCUCAUUGGCUUAGUGUAUCAAUGGAAAUACCAGGUAGAACUGAAGAUCAAUGUGCAAAACGUUAUAUUGAAGUAUUGGGACCAAGUAGUGAAGGUAGAUUAAGAGAUUGGACAAAUGAGGAAGAUUUAUCAUUAAUUAGUAAAGUAAAAAAAUAUGGUACCAAAUGGAGGAAAAUUUCAUCAGAAAUGGAAUUUAGACCUAGUUUAACUUGUAGAAAUAGAUGGAGAAAAAUUAUAACAUUAGUCAUUAGAAAUCAAGCUUCAAAUGAAAUUACUCAAGCUGUUAAAGAAAAUAAAAGUUUAAACUUAGAUGGAAUUUCAAAUGACUCAAAGGGAAAUGAUUCAAAUAAAGAGGAGAGAAAUAGACAAGAUAAUUUGCAGAAUGCCGAUCGACCAAUAACUAAAAUAAAUGAAAAAUCAAUGGCUACUACUAUGGAACAAGUACAUUCAAUCCUACCACUUAAGACAAAUGACAAAAAUCAAUCCGAUCCUGAUACAGCAGAAAGAAUAAAUUCCAAUCGAGAAGGAACGCCGUCUACUUUAUUUGAUAUUAGACAUUUACAUCCAUUAACAGAACUGACUUCCCCAUUAUCAAAUACAAAUUUGAAUCAAAUAAAUCAACCUCAUAAUAGUAAUAGUAGGACUGAUUUAAUAAGUCACCAAACAUCCUAUACUAACAAUAAUAGUAACCAUAAUAUAAUAAAUUCGUUGGCAAAUUCAGCAGAACAUUCACAAAAUAUCAAUACUAAUAACAACAACGUCAAUGAUAAUGCUGCAUUCAAGACCAACGGAAGCAUACAAACUAUACCAUCGAACCAUUAUAAAACAAACCCAUCCUCUCCCUCUAUAAAAUCUAAUAUAAAUACAGAAAUGCAAUGGAAAUUCACUUUAAAAGACGGUCGAGGUUUGUCAAUUUCUAAUGGGUCCAUAGAUACACCAGAGUUAGUAAAAGAACUUAUCGAACAAGCUAAAAAAUAUUCUUUAAAGAUUUCCAUUCAUCAACAUAUUCACAACCAUUAUGGUUCACAACCUGUAAUCAAUAAUCAAAAUAAUAUUCAUACUUUGAAAUCUAAUACAACUUCGUCAGUUCCAAAUCUACAACUAUGGGAGAAUCAGAACAGUACGACUAACAAUAACAACAAUAAUAAUAAUAAUGAUAAUAAUACUUUGAACUCUCAUUUAUUCGAUUUGUUUGGAACUAAACAUACUUCUGCCAAUCCCCAUUAUCAUGAGAAUAAUGAUACAACUACCACUCUUCAAAACAAUAAUAAUACAGAAAAUGCAUUUUUAUCCAAAUCUCCUACCUUUUCACCCUUUGGAUUCGAUCAUAAGGCAAAUUUAUUUUCACCUCCAUCUUUUCAACAGUUCCCAGACUUAUCACAAUCCAACUUUAAUACAGAUUCAAAUUCUAAUAAUGUUACUAAUGAUCAUGUUAAUCCAGUACAACACCUUGCACAACAGCAGGAUUCUACAAUAAUUUCAACCACUCAAGUGCAUUUCUCAUCAACAAAUGAAAGCAAUAUCUUAGAUGAAGCCAUUGAAAAAUCAGAUAAACAAUCAUCUGUUACUAGCAAUGCUACACCUGGUUCAACUGAUUCAUUUAGUACACCUGGAAGUGUACCUGAUGUUGGACCAAAUAGAAUAUCACAUUUCAAUUACUUACCACCUACUUUAAAACCCCAAUUAAGUUCAUCUGAUAAUGUCACAAGAACUGCUGAUUUAAAUAAAUUAUUAAAUCCGAGCCCUAGUAGUAAUAAUUCCGCUCAUAAUUCACAAACAAAUGAAAAAAGAAAGAAAAGGAAAAGAAAGAAAAGCACAAGCUUUAACAAUAGUUCAAGUAAUACUCCUUCAUCUGUCUCUACCAAUAAUUCUACGUCGACAGGUAUUCAUUUAAGUUAUCCCACUACCAACACUAAUAAAAAAUUGAAAAAAAAUUCGGAACAUAUGAGUGAUGCAACUCUGCCUAAGUACUCAAAUAGUGCUUCGAUAAAUCUUGAGCCCUCUGAGAAUUCAACAACCCAACGGAAAACUAAUGCUACUUCCUCAGAAUUUUUAGAAGAAGAUGGUGUCGAUUUUUGGGAGAGUUUACGUUCAUUGGCCAAUGUCCCAACAUCAAAUGAUAGCAAUAGUGGUAAUAAUGGAUGA
Messenger RNA from Naumovozyma dairenensis CBS 421, 2670 nucleotides. It is a transcript of the gene BAS1, whose product is annotated as Bas1p. Lineage: Eukaryota; Fungi; Ascomycota; Saccharomycetes; Saccharomycetales; Saccharomycetaceae. The transcript has a single exon. The record is from RefSeq and is a predicted model, not a curated record. The coding region runs from base 1 to 2670 and encodes 889 amino acids.